UAAAAAUGUAUCUUCAUAAUCUUGUUUGUAAUCAAACAAAAAGUAGACGGGGGAAAAAAGCGUUUAUGUGUGUAAUUAGCUUUCUGUACACAUCAUAAUUAUGCCUAUGAACCUAUUCUAACUGAGUGGAGACCUCUCAUCAGUAGUGAUUAUCGCUAAUCUGUCAAACGUAGGCAGAAAAUAUUUUGCAUCCGUCGGCGCAUGACCGAGCCCCGACCGGGCGAUGGUACGACGAGCGCCUCAGUUGCUCCCCCGCCAUCAACCUUGAUGCGCGUACUUACUAAUAAUUACUCUCUUAAUCACUGACUUCACAUUGAUGACUGAAAAUACGCCCAGAAUAAAUACGUAAACAUCUAAAUCUAUUUCCUUGCUUACCAAUCAACAAUGGCGUAGCAACUGAAAAUUUUUACGAUAUCAAAUUUUUUGAAUUAUUUAUUGUAUUUCCAAAAAGUGACGUUAAUUUGGAUAAAUUCAGUGAUUUCAUAAAAGUGUAUAGAACAUUUAACAAUGAUACAAGACAGUGAGGCGGCCGCGUUGGCGGAGCGGAUAGAGGCGUUCAAAAGCGAUCCAGAGAAAUUGCAACAAGCGACGGAAUUCGUGGAGCUGCUUAUAAAACAAGCAGAGAAGGAAGCUGGACUUAAACAAAAAGAGAAAGACAGAAACAAAUUUGAAGGGCAUGAUUCAGGAGUAGGUAACAUAAGGCGACGACUGGGACGCGCGCGCGUAUUCGUGGUGCGCGUGUUUGAUGCGCUCUGCCAUUGCACACAGACCGCCGCGGCUGCCGCGCGCACCACCGCUAGGAAUAAUCCUUUUAACAAACGCUAAGCUGAUUCCACCACGCGUCAAACUUCGGUUCUAUGUCUACCCUCUCCUACGACUUCCCCACUUCAAGUCUGAUCUCUUUUAAACGUAACAAACUAUGCUAUCUUUUUAUAUGUGUUAGUAUUGUUGAUACUACAUUGUAUAAUACGUAGUAAUUUCGACAUAUAUUAGUUUCGUUUGCGAUGUAUUUUUAAGUUUUCAUCAUAAUACAAUAGGCCCCUUUAUACAAUUGUCGCUGAAUUUUUAUCAAGGUUGUGAACCAGAAGAAAGUUCAUUAUAAAAAUCUGUCACCGAAAGUUAUUUUCUAAUAUUUUUUGUGUGAGGGCCUUUUGUAUUGUGAUAAUUGUUUUUAAUAAUUACUGUUCUGGAAGAAAUCAAACGUAUUUAAAGGUCAGGGAAAAUGAAAUCAUUUAAACAGAUUGGUGAAUGUAGUUUCGAGCUUAGAGUGUUUUUAGUACGGAAACAGGAAAAAGGAAUUGGGAACAAAACUUUAACUGUAUGAAAAGCAUCAGUCGUUUACUAUCAAACCAAAUGUAUUUUCAACCAAUCUACCGUAGAUAAAACCUCGCCAUAAAUUUACAUUUGAACUAUGAAGUAACACAAAAAGGUAAACUCCAGACUUUAUUCAUUUCUACGAAAUCCUAAAGUUAAAUCUAUUGCGACAAUAUCUAUAAAAAUUACGCUGUUUAUAUUAUCGCGAACAAAUGCAGAAUAUUAGUACCAAUCACGCAUGGCUUACUUUAUUAAUGUCCCUUUGAAUAGACCAAAUCGACAACUGCUGGUGGUGCGGAUAACGCAUGCGCUAGACUCGGGCUUGAUUGACCGACCUACCCCGCCUCGUCAGCCGGCUCGCCCGGUCAUAACGUAGACAAUUUAUCAACAGCUAAAAUUUCUUGAACAAAUCACUUUAUAGCGUAGAUUUUAUGUUUCUUAGAUUAUCGGAAUAUAUAAUUUAUAUAUACCUUAUUUUAUUAUUUAGAUUAAUUGUCUAAUCGUAUUUUCAUGUUUCGAUUUACAAUACAUGUACAUACAUAAUAAUGCUCUUCCAAAUCAUUCUAUUUUAAAAUCUGUCGU
Papilio xuthus (Asian swallowtail) is the source of this 1896-nucleotide messenger RNA. RefSeq lists its product as uncharacterized. The record is from RefSeq and is a predicted model, not a curated record. The coding region runs from base 508 to 825 and encodes 105 amino acids. The transcript is spliced from 3 exons. Lineage: Eukaryota; Metazoa; Arthropoda; Insecta; Lepidoptera; Papilionidae.